Messenger RNA from Racocetra persica, 557 nucleotides. Lineage: Eukaryota; Fungi; Glomeromycota; Glomeromycetes; Diversisporales; Gigasporaceae. The record is from the annotation of a GenBank genome assembly.
ACAAAGAAUUAGAAACCUCUAGUGAAGAAACUACAAGUGAUGAAAUCGCACCCUUAUCAGAUAAUACUAAUCAAACACUAAGUAAUAUUUCUACCUCUUCCACAAAUAAUCGAGCACCUGUUAGAGAUUACCUUUUAUCAACUCCUGAUGGAGAUCCUGAGUGGAAAAUGCAGCACAUUUUAUUAAACAUUAUUUCUUUCAAUCAAGCACAUACUGCGGUCAACCAAACUGAUGCGAUAAUUGAACUUUUAACAAAAAUGAAUAUAGGCCAUAAGCUCUUAGGAGUAACGACAGACAAUGCUUCCAAUAUGAUUGCUAUAGGUUAUGUUCUAAAAGAAAGAAUGCAUAAUGAAUUUAGUAAUAUUAAUGUGCAGCAUUUUUGCUGUGGCAUACAUAUUCUAAAUAUCAUUGUUAAAGAAGGAAUUAAAUCAGUCAGUAAAGAAAUUUCUAAAGCGCGAGAGUUUUCUAUUAGGCUUCGAAACUCUCUGUCACUAAUCAGAGAAUUAAAACAAAUAUUUGAAAUAAAAAAUCAACUAUUUUUAAUGCCUCAAGCUGAU